AUGGCGCAGCCGGUGCAGCUGGCGCCCGGCUCGCUGGCCCUGGUGCUGAGCCCGCGGGAAGCCGGGCAGGCGGCGGAGGAGCCGGGCGGCCGCGCGCUCUUCCGCGCCUUCCGCCGGGCCAACGCGCGCUGCUUCUGGAACGCAUGCCUGGCGCGCGCGGCGUCGAGGCUGGCCUUCCUCGGCUGGCUGCAGCGCCGGGUGCUGCUGGUGCGGGCGCCCCAGCCCUGCGUGCAGGUGCUGCGGGAUGCGUGGCGGCGCCGAGCCCUGCGGUCGCCCCGGGGCUUCCGCAUCACCGCGGUGGGUGAUGUCUUCCCAGUGCAAAUGAGUCCCAUAGCCCAGUGUCGGUUUGUGCCCUUGGCUGAAGUGCUUUGCUGCAGUAUAGCUGAUAUGAACGCGGCUCAGGCGGCUGUAACACAGGAAUCACUCUUGGAGCACUUGAAGAAACAUUACCCAGGUAUUGCGGUUCCUUCCCCAGACAUUCUCUACAGCACACUGGGGGCUCUAAUUCAAGGGAGGAAGGUUUACCACACAGGAGAGGGCUACUUCAUCGUUACACCGAACACUUACUUCAUCACAAAUACACCCAUGCAAGAAAAUCAGAGAGCCCUCCUGCCAGAUGAAGGGUGCCCAGUGCCUACUUCUGUGACCUAUCUGGUGAGUGUGGAUUGCUGUGCAGAGCUGGCCCAGGAGAACGAGGCCCCUGUUUCCCACUGUCCAUCAUGUCAGUGUUUCCUUGAUACAAGUGUGCAGGACUCUAAGGACCCACUGACUGGGGCAGAAGUGUCUAGAAAAAACCAGGAAGGUCUUGAGGAACCCACACCUUUGUCUAAGAACCAGGUAGCUGCAGCACCUGAAGACACCCACGUCAGUGUGAGCCCCAAACCAUUACCAUACACCAAAGACAAAGGCAAAAAAUUUGGUUUCGGUUUCUUGUGGCGAAGCUUGUCUAGAAGAGAGAAGCCCAGAACAGAGCACCACAGUUUCUCUGCACAGUUCCCACCCCAAGAGUGGCCUGUCCGGGAUGAAGAAAGCUCCAACAACAUCCCCCGAGAUGUGGAACAUGCGAUAAUCAGGAGCAUUAAUCCUGUGCUGACCGUUGACAACUUAAUCAAACACACAGUCCUAAUGCAAAAAUAUGAAGAACAGAAAAAAUACAAUAGCCAGGGCACUUCCACGGAUGCGCUGACCACCAGGCAUAAGCAUUCUUCUAAAGAAGGAAUUCGGAAAAGGCAGGGCCGCUUUGCCAAGCCUCACAGGCGGGGCUGUUCUCACAGGGAUAGACACAAAGCAUGGAGCCAGGGGAGUGAGCUGGAGCCAGGAAGCACUGGACUUUCUGAAAAGCACCCCAAGGUCCCCGCAGCCCAGCCUGCUCCCAGAAUGAAAAGCGGCAGUGAAGAAAUUCAGCAGUUGCGUGGUGGGACUCCAGCUGUGCUAGGUCCCCAUUUGAUUUACAAGAAACAGAUCAGUAAUCCUUUCCAGGGCAUGUAUCUCAGAGGGCCCCCAGUAUCCAAAGGGCACAAUGUUCAGAAGAGCCAUGAUCUGAAACCUGGUCCCGUCGGGCCAGAAGAAAAGCCUUUCCAGAGGGCAGGGUCUUCAGGUCCUUUGGGAGUCUUUGAUGGUGGAGGCCAGGAGCCAUAUUUGGAACAAUGCCAUGAUAAACUGGAAGCAGAAACCAUGCUUUCGAUGAAGGCUCCUGGCCAUCCCGCCAGUGACGUCAGAGGUGGCCCAGGAAAUUACCCUCCGUGUAAUGUUUUGCCAAGCCACCCUUGGGGCUGUUCUUUCAGGGAAAGCGUGUUGAGAAGUGAUCUGUAUAAUGAAGAAAACAAGAUCUUGAGGAAAAGUUAUUCUGACUGUGACGUGUUCUUGGGGACCACAGAAAUGCAUCAGGUCUUGCCCUCACAAAGUCCCCCCUCUUUAGACCCAGUAGUACCCUGUGUGUGUACAUCAGUGAAUAAGACCGUACACCAGUUCCAGAACCUGGGCCUCUUAGAUUGCCCAGUCGGAGCAAACCAUUUGAGGACACACGAACGACAAGGCGACUCCAAAGAUCUAUCUAGGAAGACAUUUGUCCCAGAGGCAGAGAUUGGGAAUGUGGAAAAUGAGGGGCCCUCCAACAAUGAGCAGGACGAGGCAGCCGUGAACCAGAGUGAGGCCGGGGUGGAUGACGGGGCCUGCAGUUCACUGUAUCUAGAGGAUGAUGACUUCUCUGAGACUGAUGAUGACUCCUGUCACACACUGCCUGAACACACUCAGCAUUCCUUUGCAGGUGGAGGCAGGCUGAAGCAAUGGCAGGGAAGACCAUUGGUGACUGGGAGACUUCUGACAGGAUGUAAUAGCAAAACUGAUAGGUUUGAGCCCCUGGCGCUUGAAAGGGAACACUGGUACAAGGCCACUGGGUUGUGUGCAAAUUCAGAGGAAGGUCCAAACCCUGAUCUCACAGACAACCCUGGCCUACAUUCAGGGACUCCAUUUGGUUUCCACUACAAAGGAGAGCCCAUGGCUGCCUGUGUCCAGGCCUCAGCAGCCGCUGGUGGAAGUUUACUUGAAUUCUCUACUGCAAGGAAAACCAGUUGUAGGGCUGAGAUCCUUCGAGAUUCUCCUGGUGACACAGGAAAGAAUCCAACUGGCUGGAGACAGAGCCCUGCAAAUCAGGAAAUGGAAAAACAUUUCGCAGACAAAUCACGACUUUUCAACACCUCCCAUGUGCCGGUGUUGGCUCAGGAGCCACAGCGAGAGCAUAGUCACCUGGAAAGGACAGAGAGUUGUAGCCUGACAGGAGACAGCGGGAUCGAUUCCCCAAGGACACAGAGCCUGGCAUCUAAUAAUUCGGCCGUUUUGGAUGGAGUUAGAAGACAGGGUUUUCUGCAGAACGGUGAAGACAUGAAGACGAACCACCAAACACCCGGUUCUUUGCUCCAACUAACCCCAGUCAUAAACGUCUAACUUUGAGAUGAGGUUUUACACUGUAGUUGAGACUGGCCCGGAUCUCAACGGGUAAUCCCCCUGCCUUAGCCUCUGGAGUGCUGGGAUUACAGGCAUAAAUUACCAUGUCAGGAUUAAAAUUUUAACUGACUUUGGAGAACUCUUUAAAAAAUUGGAUAUUGCCGGGCGGUGGUGGCGCACACCUUUAAUCC
Messenger RNA from Peromyscus eremicus (cactus mouse), 3134 nucleotides. RefSeq names its product storkhead box 1 (gene Stox1). The record is from RefSeq and is a predicted model, not a curated record. Gene Ontology annotation, molecular function: DNA-binding transcription activator activity, RNA polymerase II-specific; RNA polymerase II transcription regulatory region sequence-specific DNA binding. NCBI's taxonomy places the organism in Eukaryota, Metazoa, Chordata, Mammalia, Rodentia, Cricetidae. The transcript has 4 exons. Bases 1 to 2943 code for a protein of 980 amino acids. Gene Ontology annotation, biological process: positive regulation of transcription by RNA polymerase II. Gene Ontology annotation, cellular component: cytoplasm; nucleus.